Diaporthe batatas is the source of this 240-nucleotide messenger RNA. RefSeq lists its product as uncharacterized. Lineage: Eukaryota; Fungi; Ascomycota; Sordariomycetes; Diaporthales; Diaporthaceae. Bases 1 to 240 code for a protein of 79 amino acids. The record is from RefSeq and is a predicted model, not a curated record. The transcript has a single exon.
AUGGACGCCCCACUCUCCUCGCCCACACAACGCACCCAGACUGCCGCCUCGCACUGGCCCCAGGCCGCGACAAAGGGCUACGGCAACUCGGUCCCGGCCGUCGCCCCGCGCCAGCAGUCAAAGCAGGCCGCCCCCUCCACCGACGCCUUCCUCAAGGACUUCACCCUCGUCGCCGAGGCUGCGAAACGUGCCCAGGUCGCUGUCAUGGUCAGGGACUUUGAGAACAUCGGGUUGUCCUAA